GUUAGCAAGUGGUACUGUGAGCAUCUAAUUAUUUGUGCCGAUUUGUUUUACUGUGUCUUAUAAUUUUAACUGUAUUUUCACCGAGUCUUGCAUAUGUAUGUACGCAUAUGUACGUACUUACAUAUGUAAGUACAGUACAGCUUUACAGAUCUGAUACAAGUAGUACCUUGCUGGCAUAAAGAUGAGCUCGAACCGCAAGCAACCACCUCCCAACAAACCUUCUACACUCCUGGGCCGGGAUGAAAAUGAAACAAUUUUCCGGCUCCUUGGCACAAGGUGUCAGACAUUGAGCACUGCAGUUGUCCAGGUGUUUGGCACUGAUGGUCCUCAUCACAAUGUGUGGCGCAAACGCCAUUUUGGUGUUGCUACUUUCACCAAGGACAAUGUACGAAGAUCUUAUUAUAUACAGGUGUAUGAUAUUGUGGCAGCCAAACGAGUGUUUGAGCAGGAGCUGUAUAAUCAGUUUAAUUACACAGCCUCAAUGCCCUUCUUCCACCAGUUUGAAGCAGAGGAUCAGAUGAUUGGGUUAAACUUUGCUGAUGAGGGAGAAGCUAAUGCUUUCAACCAGGCUAUUGGUGAACGACUAGCUGCCAAACAGCGAAAGAAAGAAGAGAGAAGAAGACAAACUGAGAAUCAGCAGAGGCACCUACAGCAUCAGCAGUCUAACCAUCACCAGCAACAGCAGCAACAGCAUCAGCCGCAGCUACAACAAAAGCAGCAGCAGCAGCAGCAGCCUCAGUCACCAUAUGUGCCUCCAUAUGUAAGCCCCUAUAAGGACAUUAAAAAGAAGAACAACAAGAAAGGAAAUAAGAAUCGGAACAAACUCAGCAAAGAUGAGAUUGGCAUGCCAACUGAUUUCAAACACAUCACACAUGUUGGCUUCAAUCCUGACACCGGAUUUUCUCAGUUCAACGUGGACGAUAAGCUUGAAGGCUUCUUUAAUAUGGUUGGUGUUAGUCAGCAGCAGCUGUCGGACACCCGUACAAGGGAGUUCAUCUAUGACUUCAUCGAGAGGAAUGGCGGUGUGGAGAAGGCCAUGCAGGAGACUCAGAAAUAUGCAUCUCAGCCAUUGGACACCACACACACUGAGAACUCUCACUCUCCACCCCCACCACCAGCUAAACCUCUACCCCCUCCAACACCGCCAACUGUUCCAUCCCAUAACUCUGUUAUUGGCUCCAGGGCUGCUCCUCCACCUCCACCUCCACGCACCAAUAAUCAUGGCCAUCCUCCUCCUCCACCUCCUUCCUCUGCUCCACCCCCACCACCACCUCAUCCUCGAGGCCCAAUGCUUCCUCCACCUCCAGGACAGAUUGUUGCAGGACAAAAGACUGCACCACUACCUCCCAUUCCUACAUCAAGCCAUCCACCACCACCACCACCUCCCACAUCUACCAUCCCCACUUUCCAUCACGGAAAUAAGGCAGCUGCUCCGCUUCCUCCACCACCCCCACCUGCACCUCCAGCUAUUGGAGUUCCUCCCCCUCCACCACCACCACCACCUCCUGGUGGACUCCACGCUGCCGGAGCCAAUAUGGAUGCCCGGUCUGCUCUCCUGGAUCAGAUUCGCACUGGCCCCACAUUGAAGGCCAGUAGUCAGCAUGGUCACCAGAAAGUGGAUCCUUCUGAACGGCCGCCACCCACGGACUCCCGCAGUCAGCUGAUGGACCAAAUUAGAUCAGGAAUUAAGCUUAAGAUUGUGGAGGAGCCUGGUGAUGGUGGAGGUGCAGUCAAAUCAUCUGAACCCAAGCUAGAAGGACUGGCAUUGGACCUGCAUCGUGCACUGACUAGUCGUGCGCUAGUUAUACAGUCUGAUGAUGACAGCUCUGAUGACGACGACGACGAGGAAGAUGAGUGGGAUGAUGAUGAUACUUGAAAAAAGGGAAAGAUUUGUAAGAAGAAUUUAUAUUGGUGUAUAAAAAAGUAGGCUUAAUCCGCAUUCAAAAUUGAGGUAUCGGUAUAUAUUUCCAACUCUGUUAGUGAUAGAAGAAUGAAAAUUGUAUUUUGAAAGCUUAUUUAAAUUUGUCGCUGGGUUAUUUUUAUAACGGGUAAAUAAUUACCCAUAUUACACAUAAUAAUUACAUAUACACAUAAAUAAUUACUAUAAGAAAAAAGCUCUUGAGAAAACUGUUGUAAAUAAUGCAUAGAACAUGUAAAGUAAAAACAACAAAAAUUAUUGAAUGAUGUUAGUUGUAGAUGCUUCAUUGGAAUUCUUUUCUUAUUGGCACAAAACUUGUUAUUAAAGACGUGCCCUGCUUUAUACGCAGGUGGAUGCAGGUAAUGUAUAUAUAAAAGUAAAAUAUACAUAUACUGUGCUUUAUACACACAGCAUCUACAACUCUAGCAACUCACAAGUUUAAACUGAGUGAGAGGAAGGUUUGGUGGAGUUCUUUGUGAAAUUCCUAGGAAGGAUCACUCCUAGUCAUAUUAUUAGCAUCAUGGAUGACAACAACACAUUCUUUGAGUGAGGAUGUACCCCAUGAUCCAGGGUACACUGGUCAAUCUCAAAUUAUUUGCACCUAUCAAAAUUAUUUUUAUCAUUUUUGAGUGUGAUCAUUUGAAUCUACAGUAGCAGUAAUUAUUUACAAAACAUGUAAGCAUAUUAAAAGAAGCCAUUAGUGUGGUUUCUUUUAUUAUGUUUAAUUCUGCUUAAUUAAUUAAAAUAAGUAUUAUGUUCUGUGGUACAAGAGACUGGCGUGUAAGUAUUUUUUUAAGUUCUGACCAUUAGCAAAUCAAGGAAUGUAAACAAUAAUAUUAUUCAUACACAAUGUUGCUUUUGUUUUAGAUGGGAAACAUUUGUUUGAAAUUCAUGUAGGGUUUAUUGCAUUAGCUGAAUCGUCUUGAAGAAUUAUAAUUUAGUAUGUUAUAUUUAUCUGGAGACUGUUUUAAAUGUGAAAAUUCUUCCCAAAUACAGUACAUAUUCAGGACCUUUUGAACAUCCAUCAAUAUAGACGGUGUUAUAUGGUCUUUCUGGCUUGGUGCGUUCUUUGGAUAAUUAUAUACUGUACUUUUUUUUUUUUACUCCUCCCAUAUACAAUACACAAGAAAUAUGUAUACAGUACAGUAUAUUCUUUUCAGAUCUGAAUUUGUCAUGGCUUAAUAAAUAAGUAGAAUUCUGUUAUAUAAAUUUUUUACAUACUAGUUUGUGUGACUGAACACCCUAGAUAUUAACCCCUUGGAGAGCGGCUAUUGAAAAAUGGUCACACCUGCCUGUGUGCAUAAUAUGAAAAAAAACUAAAAAUUUUUAUUAUAGAAUGAUUAAUUUGUAAUGUAGAAUGUAAAAAAACAUAAAAAUAUUUUUAUGUACAUUUUUACUGGGUGGAGAAGCUGUGAAAGGCUGCACAGUGGACAUGUGGUCUGGCGUCUGUCAACACACGGUGCUAACUUUGCUGUGCUGACACUGAGGGGUGCGUAACUGCUUUUUUUGUUCUCCUUGGAUGUUUAAUUGAUUGUUUAUCACUUGUUUCUAUUUAUUUACAAGAUUGUGUGUUGAAUAACUUAAUAAUUCACAUAAUCACAUGUGUAAAACCCAGACAAUAAUAGUUCAAAUCAUCAUAUAAUGAUAACUGCCUUACCCCUUGUACUGUAUCAACAUUUGGUGAUAACUGCUCUCUAAGUGUUAAAUGAAGCGCACACAACUUUGGCAGGUUGAUAGUAAGGCCCUCAAUAUUACUGCACCCUCAUAACAGCCUGUACUUGGAAUGUAUCUGAAUGAGGUUCUGGGAGUUCUACUCCCCACGCCCAGUCCUGGGCCAGCCUUGACCUGUGAGAGAGUUGAACAUCCGGUCCAACAGUAUGUUAGCUGGAGUGGCCCGCAGGCUCUCGUAUUCAGUACAGCGCGGUUGGUCCGGCACUUCUUACAAAAUAAGUGUCCAGCUUUUCUUGAAGUGUACCUUCAAGUUGUUCCAACAACUUUGUUGGAACAACAAAGUUGGAACUUUGUUGGAACAAAGUUGUUCCAACAACUUUGUUGGAACAUUUGUUCCAGCAAUAUUUCUUAUACUUGUUGGGAGGAUAAUGAACAACUGUGGACCUCUGAUGUUCACACAGUGUUCUUUGAUUAUUCCUAUGUCUACUCUUCACUGGCUCUAUUCUGCAUUUCCUUCAAUAUUGUUCACUCCAACAUGUUAUUUUACUAUGAAAAUUUGGGACGGGACCCUAAAAUAUUUUCCAUGUACUUGUAUGUAUUGUUUUAUACCUCUCUUAUCUCCUUUGUAGAGAUUUUAUUUUGAGAGCUUUGAGAUGAUCCUAAUAAUUUAGAUGCUUUAUCAUGUCCAUGCAUGCCGUAUAUGUUCUCUGUAUUCCCUCUUACUUCAGCAAUCUCUCCUUCUCUGAAGGGGAAAGUGAGUAUCAAGCGGUACUCGAGGUGGGACAACUCUUGGUAAUUUAAAUAGUAUGAGCAUUUCAAUGGGUCCCUUGAAUUUGAGGGUUCUUGUAAUCUAUCUUAUCAUUUUUUAGCUAAUGCUAUAUUUACUUGGUUAUGCUCCUUAAAUGUUAAAUCAUCAGACAUCAUUAUUCCUAGAUCCUUUACUUGUUGCUUUCCUACUAUGGGGCAGAUUUGAUUGUGUUUUGUACCCCGUAUUUUGCUUCAAGGCCUUCCAUACCUAAGUACCUCGAAGUUAUCACUGUUAAACAUCAUGUUAUUUUCUGUUGCCUAAUCAAAAACUUAUUAAUACCAGCUUGUAGUUUUCAGUGUCUUCUACAAAAGUAAUUUGCAUGCUGAUUUUUGUGUGAUCUGCAAAAGAUGACACGAAGCUAUGACGUGUAUUUUUGUUUAUAUCUGAUACGAGAAUAAGGAAAAAGUGGUGCAAGGAUUGUGUCCUGAAUUACAGAUCCGUUAACUGUGCUUGGACUCGAUAUUUUUUAGUCGAUUGUUACUCUUGCAUUCUGUUUGAUAGAAAAUGUAAUAUCCAUUGCCCUACUUUACCUGUUAUUUCCCUCUGACCUCAUUUUGUGGGCUAUCAAUACAUCACUCCAAUGUCCAUCAAUCCAUGGUCACAUUCAUCAAAUGCCUUGCAAAGUCUGUGUAUACCACAUCUGUAUUCUGUUUUUCGUUUAAUGCAUCAGUGAUUUUGUCAUAGUGUUCAUUAUCUUCCCACUCCAAUUCCACCAUAUUGUUGUUUAAAUGCAACCUCUUCCUGCCUUUGGAUAUAUGUUUGUGUUUAUGAAAAAGUGACAAGAUGAUGCAGCUGCUUCACAGUCAUGGAAAUGGGUCUAAGCAAGCGAAGGUAAAUCACUUACAUAUGCAUCCUCAGUAUCAAGGUUAGUGGCUACAUUGAUCUACUUCAUUAGGAGUCCUGUUGAGCAUUUUGGGUGCCAACCCGGAGACUUCGUUGUUUGCCUUUUACACUUAAGAUUUGUGUGAGUACUGUAUAAUGUAAUGUAUGUACAGUAUGCAUAUAUUCCAUAAUGUUUAUUAAACCUGUGUUCUUCCAAGAGCUUUAGAAACUAGUCUGUCUAGUGUUUUAUUGAAAAAUGUAUAUAUUUUAUAAAAUAAGAGUGUCAUGUUCAUUAACCUUGUUAGGUGGCUGAAAAGUUAGACUAAAAGUUUGAAGUAGACAUGAAUUUGCAUGCAUUUGUACGUAACAUAUGCACCCCCCUCCCUUCCCCACACACACACAGACAUACAUUAUUUUGUGAACAUUAUAACAUGUGUGCACUCCCUAAUCAUGUGUCAAUGGAGUUAGCACAAAGAUGUGCAAACUCUUUUCGUAUGGAAAAGAUAAUUAUAUACUGUGUAGUUGUACAUACAGUAUGUGCAUGCUUGGGUACAUAUGAUUGUUCACAUACUAUAUAUAUAUAUAUAUAAAUUAUUUUAUUGCAUUGCUACAGUUUACAGAGAACACACACACAUUAUAACAAUAUAACAACCAGUGUUCGAAGACCUUGUCCAGCUCUUCGGAAGUCGGGUGCGUUCUCAAGAUACUGCACGAAUUUAUCCUCUGAACUGCGACACUGAGGCGCUGGAACAGAAAACUGGCCGCUCUUGAGUCUUUAGUUUUCCCAAUGAGGUCCUCACCCACCUCCUUUAGGAACUUAAGUGCACAUUUACCCCAGGCACCCAGAGUCUCGGAGCCUAUCGGCACGAACCUGUAACAACGUUCUAGGUCCCUGUACUUGUUGGUUUUCUGGGUCUCUGAAGGUGGCUGUCCCGCCUCCCUUAACUGUGCUGUAAGGUAGAUAGGUAUCAGCUAAUGUAGAUGCACACGUGUUAUAUAUAUAUACUUGUAUAUGAUAUAAUAUAUAUAUAUUAUAAUAUUUCUUUUAUUAUAUAUAUGUGUGUGUGUGUGUGAAUGGGUGUAUGGCGUUGCAUUUGUGCAUAUUGGUAUAUGCUUGUAUGCCAGGCAGUAUGUGUUGCUCACUGUCAUUCAUUAUCAGGCAGUAGACGGUAUUGGGGUUCUUUUAUAUAUCCAGUAUUAGUUUCCGGAUAUUUUAAUAUGGAGUCUUUUUUUUGUUUUUUUUUUAGUUAAUAUUAAUAUUAUAGGGGUUAAAAACUUAAUACAGUACAGUACUUUUAUUUGUACUUAGGACUGAGAAUGUUUAAAAUUUACCCCAAAAUCUUAUUAAUGUUUUAUUAAAUACUGUUUUCUUGAUGUAAAAUGUUUUGCAGAUAGUGUAUUGUACUGUAAUUAGAAACUUGGAAGAAAUUGUAUUUGUUAAAUGCAUACUUAUUCAGUAUCUUUUGUGAAUUAAACUGUUAUUAAUGAUCUGAACAGAUUUGGAAGACAAUAUUUUGAAUUGUUUACUUCUUUCUAUGAGGUGAAAAUUGAAUGGUAGUUUGCCUAUUACUCUUUAAGCUAACUGUGGUUCAAUCCUCAUAAUGAGAAUGAGUUGCUGGAAUUCUCACCACCUCACUCUUAAUGGGAACAUUGUCUACUGAUGUCUCUUGAAAAUAUUAAAUAACUCUGCAGGGUAUGUAUUUUUAAAUAUAAUGUUUUUUAUACAUAUUUAGAUAUAUUUUUUAGAUUGAUAUGUCCAUAUCUUUUAUCAUUUAUCAGUGUUCAUUACUUGCUUUAAGGUUUUUAAAAAACUUUCAGUGCUAUUAAGAGCCCCUUACAAAUGUCUUGUUUUAUUGUUUUACAUAUUCUGUUUGGGAAUGUAACGUACAGGAUAGUAGUUAGUGAUUAGCUCAAUCUGCUUAUAACCAACUGGAUUUGAGUUAGAUUUCAUUGCAGGACUAGACAUUUGGGUAUGUUGCCAUACACCCAUUGACUCUGUCCAUCUAGCAGUAAAUAAGUACCUGGGAGUUAAGCGGCUGUUGUGGUUUACUUCCUGAGGUAGAUUGAUCAUUGGCUUAGGGAAAUUUGGGUAAGCCAAAUAGGCUUCCUGUCCUUAACAUUGGGAAACCAUAACUUUUGAAGAAUCUCUUAAUUGGGUUUAUCAAGCUUUGUUUACUGAAAUCUCACCUGCACUAAAUAUUAUUAUUUUCAGCUAAGUAAUACUGUAUAAUAUAAUGCAGUACACAUUUUUUUUUGUGAAAGAUAAUUUAAAAAAACUUAAGAUUAGUUUCAGUAAAAGUAUACAGUGUGUGUUAACUAUGCUUGGGGACUAAACAUGUUAGCAUUACUGGGAUGUGGAGUGCUUGUGUCUGUCUCAUGUUUGACAGUAUAAAUGGUAUAGAUGGGUAAUAUCCUGAAUGAUUAGGAUUAGUUAAAUCUUAAGAGUAUGGAGGGAGGUAAAGUAAGUGAAGUAUACAUGUCUAUGUGAUUGACUAGUCUGUACUGCAGGUAAAUAUUUAGCUAAAAUGAAAUAAAUAAAUAGUUGAGAAUUGUGUUAUGGAGACCAUGUACAGGAGACUGCACAUGAAACACUAAUGUAUAAUAAAUUUUGUAAAUUAAA
This is a messenger RNA of Procambarus clarkii (red swamp crayfish), 7839 nucleotides long. Its product is annotated as actin nucleation-promoting factor WASL. Gene Ontology annotation, biological process: actin filament organization. Gene Ontology annotation, molecular function: actin binding. Lineage: Eukaryota; Metazoa; Arthropoda; Malacostraca; Decapoda; Cambaridae. The record is from RefSeq and is a predicted model, not a curated record.